Momordica charantia (bitter melon) is the source of this 1361-nucleotide messenger RNA. Its product is annotated as 2-oxoglutarate-dependent dioxygenase 19. The record is from RefSeq and is a predicted model, not a curated record. Lineage: Eukaryota; Viridiplantae; Streptophyta; Magnoliopsida; Cucurbitales; Cucurbitaceae.
CCACAAAUUAGGUGAAGUUUUUUUUUCCCCACUACUAAAACAAAAACAGUGGUGGGUGAUUUAAUCUGAAGCUUGUUUGCUGAUAAAAACAGGUAAUUUAUGCCCCAAACACUUCACAAUAAUUUUGCAACCAAUUUGUGUCCAAACUUUCUCCUCCAAAAACAGCUCCCAAUGGCUUCACCAGCGAUGGCCAGUGUCAAAACCAUAGCUCAAACACCCAACUUAACCUCCAUUCCUUCCUCUUACGUCUUCUCCGCCGACGGUGGCGCUGUCGAUGCAGCUCCGCAAGGCGUCGAAGAUUCGAUUCCCACCGUUGAUUUCUCUCUUCUCACCAUGGGUACUCCCGAUCAACGAGCCGAAGUCGUCGAUCAGCUCGGCAAGGCUUGCCAGGACUGGGGCUUUUUCAUGGUGAUCAAUCAUGGAGUAGCAGAGACGGUGAUGACGGAGAUGGUGGAUAUUUGCAGAGAGUUUUUUGAUCUAGAGGAGGAAGAAAAAAGAGAGUACGAAACAAAACAUGUUCUUGACCCUAUCAGAUAUGGCACCAGCUUCAAUCCUAAGAUGGAGAAGGUGUUCUUUUGGAGAGAUUAUUUGAAAAUCAUGGUUCAUCCCAACUUUCAUGCUCCAACUAAACCUUCAAGAUUCAGAGAGAUCUCUGAAGAAUACUGCAGAAGAGUUCGAGAAUUGGCGAGAGAAUUGGCGAGAGGGAUCUCAGAAAGCUUGGGAUUGGAAGGGUGCACUUUGGAGAAAGCAGUGAAUUUGAAAUCAUGUUCACAAAUUCUAGUAGGAAACUUGUAUCCACCAUGUCCACAGGCAGAGGUAGCAAUGGGGUUACCCCCUCAUUCUGAUCAUUGCCUUCUAACUUUUAUUCUUCAAAACAAAAUUUGUGGCCUCCAAAUCUUGCAUCAAGGAAAGUGGGUCAAUGUCAAUCCCAUUCCCAACUCCUUCCUCGUCAAUACCGCUGAUCAACUCGAGAUCUUUAGCAAUGGGAAGUACAAGAGUUUGCUGCACAGAGCAAUAGUGAACAAGAAGGCCACAAGAAUGUCUGUAGGCAUAGCAAUUGGGCCAUCACUUGACACAGUGGUUGGUCCAGCCCCAGAAUUGGUUCAUCAACUCACCAAUCCUCCUUUGUAUAAACACAUCAAAUACAAAGACUAUAUGGAAUUGGUGCAGACUAACGAUCUCCAACACAAAUCCAUGUUGGAUCUUGUUCGUUUGGUUUAAUUUUAGCCAUUUCCAAGAUCUGAAUUCCAACCCUUCUGGGAUUUCAAAUAUUAUAUGUCGUUGUCGUUCGGUUAAAUAUAAUUAUAAUCUCAAACUUUUCGAAUGUAUUAAAGUUUAAUCUUCAGGUAUUCUGGAUGCAA